AUGAAUAUUUCAGAUAAACAUCCAGAUGAUAUAUUGUUUAUAAGUGGAGAAAUAUGUGAGGAGAAUAUUUCAGAUGGUACUUUGGAUGAAUCUGUAUUGACAACAAUUAUCCGUGAUAUUAGCCAUGUAUAUAAUAAAAUGAUAUUUUAUCUUUUAACAUAUAAGAGAAGUAACAAGGGUAAUAUUAACAAUAUGCAAAUGCUUUAUAACUGGGAUUUAUGGGGACCUUGUCUAUUCUUACUUGUAUUAUCUUGUUGUGUAUAUAUAAAGGCUCCAUAUACGAGUAAGAGUAAUAUAUUUUCUACAGUUUACUUUGUAUUUUUUCAUGGAAGUAUAGUUGUUACUUUAAAUUCAAUACUACUUGGAUCUAAAUGCUCAUUUUUUGCUAUUUUAAGUCUUUUAGGAUAUUGUUUACUCCCUUUUUCGAUUGUUUCAGUUAUAUCUUUAGUAAUUCCAUUUACUCUAACAACAGUAAUAUUAACUAUUAUUGCUCUUUUACAUACAUACAAUACAAUUUCCAAUUUGAUGAGGGGCAUAAUCCCAGAAGAUAGACAAUUUCUUGUUUUAUAUCCAAUAUCUCUAUUAUAUAUUACAAUAGCAUAUUUAGUUGUUGUGAGUUAA
Cryptosporidium muris RN66 is the source of this 621-nucleotide messenger RNA. RefSeq names its product Yip1 domain-containing protein. The coding region runs from base 1 to 621 and encodes 206 amino acids. The record is from RefSeq and is a predicted model, not a curated record. Gene Ontology annotation, cellular component: membrane; trans-Golgi network. The transcript has a single exon. Gene Ontology annotation, biological process: endoplasmic reticulum to Golgi vesicle-mediated transport. NCBI's taxonomy places the organism in Eukaryota, Apicomplexa, Conoidasida, Eucoccidiorida, Cryptosporidiidae.